AAAUUGUUAUAUGAAAGUGUCGAUGAAACAACAAGAAUGCAUGCUGAACGGAGUCUUGCUGAGCUUGUCGCUUCACCGGAUUGUUUUGAACGUUGCUUGUUAAUGCUACAAAGUACAUUCCUAUUAAAUUAUUUGGGAGAGAAAUAUUUGGUUUUACCUUCAUUCGUCAUUACGUCUCUUUGUCAUUUGUUUGCACGAAUUAUUAAGACUGGUUGGAAUGAUUUUCUCGAUGAUAGUCAAAGUUUUCCGUUUAGAAUUCAUAUAACAGAGUUGCAAGAUAUAGUCGAUGUUAAAUAUAUUAAAUAUAUCUUAGUAUUUAGUUAUAAUUUAUUUUUUCAGUUGCAUCUUGUUAACGAUUUAGUUCAGCUUAUUCUGAAUUGUCUCAGCUAUGAUUUCAUUGGUACAUUACCAGACGAAAGUUCCGAAGAUAAUUAUACCGUUCAGCUGCCCAUUGUAUGGCGCGAAUGUUUCUUGAAUUAUGAUGUAUUGGCUAUUUUUUUCUCCCUCUAUGAGCAGUUGCCAGUUGACCAGUGUCCAGCCGUCUUACAAGUGCUCGUUCAGCUCGCUUCUCUUCGAAGAACUCUUUUUUCAGGAGAAGAACGGCAAAUUUUCCUUGAUAAUUUCGUUCAUGGUAUUGUGGCUGUGAUUAAAAUGAGUGAAAAACUCGAGCAUCAGCAAUGUUUUCACGAAUUAUGUCGUAUCGUCGCUCGGCUUAAAGGAAACUAUCAGUUAAGUGAGUUGAUGAAAACAACUGAUUACAAUGAAUUGGUGGAGUUAUUAGGCAAUUUUACCGAAUAUUGCCUUCGAACAAUUGGUGGUGAUGGGAGCAGUUGGAACAGUCUAUACUAUUUAUUAUCGUUUUGGCAACGAAUGGUCAGUUCGAUGACUUAUGUGAAAAAUAACGAGCAUAACAUUGACUUAUAUAUUCCUAGGAUAUUUGUCGCAUUUUUGGAAUCCAGAUUUGAAUGGAUUGAUGAUGAUCCAUUUGCUGAUCAAGGUGCUUUGCAACAAAUUAUGGAACAUAUAUCAGUUAUAGUUCGAUGUGAAUAUGAAAAGAACGCCGAAAAAAUUAUCGAUCAUUUUGAUGUGAAAUCUGCAAUAUAUGAAAGAGCAAAUGGUUCGGAAAUCAACCAAACCAUUGAUAAUUUAUAUUGGUUGAUAUCAAUAAUUGGGGCAUGUAUUCGCGGACGCUCAGCUUUUAACGCCGUGGAAGAAUACGAUUUAAUCGAUGGCAAAUUAAUAGCAUUAAAGCUAAUGCAACUAACAGAUCAAAAGCUAUCAAAUGGUCUCGCAAGAAGCAUUAAAAUUGAAUCAGCAUUGUUGUAUGUAUUGGAACAAUUUCGUAAGAUUUAUAUAAACGAUCAUAUUCAAAGGAUUAGCAAGGUAUAUGAAGUUCUGGAACCUGAACUGGGUAUUCAAGAUGAAAGCGCCAUGCUCGUAAUAUUUGUUCGUAAAAUAAUAACGAAUCUGAAAUAUUGGCCAAAUGAUGAAAAACUUUUAAAGGAUAGUUUAGCACUUUUAAAUGAACUUUCUUUGGGUUACACUGCUAUGAGGAGAUUAACAAAGUUAACUGAAAUUCGUCUGCUUUUAACAAAUCAUACGAGUGAACAUUUUCCCUUUUUAUCUUCUGAUGUCGAUCUCAAAAUAAUGCGUUCCCGUACAAUUUUCUAUUCAUCAUUAUCUCGUCUACUAUAUUUAGAAUGCAAUGAUGAUGAAUCGAUGUUUUUUUCGUUCAUGGAACCUUUAACAUUAUAUAUCCAUUUCCAGCGAGCUAUCAUUGGUUUAUGCCGUGAUAUCAGAGGAAUUGGGAUGGCUUGCUCAUCGAAAAUCGUCUUUUCUUUGUUUAUCAACUGGAUGUAUCCAAAUGUAUUCUCGAUAUUAUUGCAGUCGUGUGAAGUUUGGUCUCAUUGUUGUGAAGUUAUCAAUCCUAUUUUGAAAUUACUGUUAGAGCUUUCUCAGAAUCGUCAACAGCGUUUGCAAUUCGAGAUGUCAUCUUGUUUUACAGUCUUAUUAUUCAGAGAGAUUUCUAAAAUUUUAUGUACAUAUGGUGAAAGGAUUUCUAUGCCAGUUCCAAGUGAAGAAAAUGCAUAUAAAGAACGUUACAAGAAUAUUGCCACCUGUUUUGCGAUUAUUCGUAUGGGUUUAUGCGGUAGUUAUUUGCCUUUCGGAGUAUUUCACCUUUAUGGCGAUAUGUGCCUUGAUAACGCUUUGAAUAUUUACAUUAAGUUAUUUAUAUCUAUCCCAGAAGAAGAUUUCUUUGCAUAUAAUAAGGUUUCACAGUUUUUUUUCGCAAUGAUCGAUAGCGUUGCUGCAGAUUACAUGGCUUAUUUAUCCAAUCUACAACCAGAGAUUAUCUGCACGAUUCUGGAUCGUUUGAGGCGCGGAGCGAUGUCUUCUGAUGCUGUCGUUCACACUUCUUCAUGCUCGACUUUGGAUUCUAUCGUUACCCACAUAUAUCGCAAACUUUCACGCCCGACGGAAAACCGUGGUCAGUGUGGAAAGCCUGUCGAAGGCAAUGGUUGUGUGCAGGCCACCAAAAUGCAGCCGAAUAUUUUGAAAGAAACAUUGUCGCAACUUCUUAACAUGUAUUUAUUCGUUGAAGUAAAGUGUCAGUGGUCAGUAUCAAGACCCCUUCUUGGGCUUAUCCUUCUAAAUAAGGAAUAUUUUCAAAAUUGGAAGGAAGAAUUUUUGAGAGCACAGCGUCAUGAUAAGCGUGCUGUUUUUGAAGAAGCCCUGUUCGCGUUAAACGAAGGUAUUGACUGGACUUUACAAGCGCGAAAUAAGGAUGCCUUUACGCAAAAUCUUUGUGUAUUCCGACGAACCGUUAGUUUUUGUUUUGAUAAAUUAAUUUAA
Messenger RNA from Dracunculus medinensis (Guinea worm), 2853 nucleotides. NCBI's taxonomy places the organism in Eukaryota, Metazoa, Nematoda, Chromadorea, Rhabditida, Dracunculidae. The record is from the annotation of a GenBank genome assembly.